Molecule: messenger RNA, 1119 nt
Organism: Mycotypha africana
Lineage: Eukaryota; Fungi; Mucoromycota; Mucoromycetes; Mucorales; Mycotyphaceae
Exons: 7
Coding region: 1-1119 (372 amino acids)
Biological process (GO): phospholipid metabolic process
Molecular function (GO): glycerophospholipase activity
Source: RefSeq, a predicted model, not a curated record
AUGGUCAUGAUUCAAUCGUUUAUUGCUGGAGCCCUUUUCUUUGUCGUGUCUGGUACUUUAGCUACCAAUGUCGCAACUAUCUCGAAUUGUCCGGCUCUCACUGCUCGUGCUACUGCUGCUGCUGACGUGACAGAUCUAAGAAUUGAUGACAUAAAGGUGAUUGGCGCGUUAGGAGAUAGCAUCAUGGCUGGUUUCGGUAUGAUGGGAGUUGAUUACGAUGGCACCGGUGUCCUCAAUACUAGUUUCCUUACUGAAUACCGUGGCAAUAGUUAUGGCAUCGGUGGUGAUUCGGGUGCUGUUACGCUUGCAAACUUUGUAAAGCGUUAUGAACCCAAGGUGAAAGGCGCAUCUGUACUCUCACACUUGGUCUCCUUGUGCAAAUCUGGAAAUUGUAGUUCAGCACUUUAUCGUCCACUUCGAGAUGUCUUUAAUGCUGCCCAGAGUGGCGCGGUGGCAAUGAAUUUGGAUUUUGAAUUGGACUAUCUUAUCAGUAAUAUGAAAACAGUUGCCGGUAGUACGAGUUUUCAGAACGAUUGGAAGAUGAUAACCAUUCAAAUUGGUAGUAACGAUCAAUGUGCUUCUUGCAACAGCACCAUUAUGGAUAAGGUGACUGCAACAGCUUACGCUCAGUAUGUCGAGGCAGCAAUUGAGCGUAUAAAGAAUGAGAUUCCUAAAACCGUCGUUAAUUUGAUUGGCACAUUCAAGGUGUCUGGUGUUUUCCCUCUCUCUGCUGGUCAAAGCUAUUGUGUUCCUAAUGGUCUUUUGCAAAAUAUCGGAGAAUGUUCUUGCUCCGCCUCUAAUAAUUGGGCCAAAAUGGAUGCUCUUUCAGAUGCUUAUAAUGUUCAGUUACAAAGUAUCGCUAACAAGUACAAGGGAACCACUGGUGGUACAUUUGCUGUAAUGUACAGCCCAGCCCCUAUUGACCUCUCCUCGUUCCCCAUUGAUGCGUUGAGUAAUAUCGAUUGUUUCCAUCCUAGUUUGAAAGGACAUCAAUGGUUCGCAAAAACUUUCUGGAAUCAACUUUUCUUGCCUAGUGAUUUCAAGCCAUCUACUUAUACUUUUGACGCAAAUCUCGGUGUCUAUUGUCCCACUGAUAGUGACCGACUCCCCACUAUUUAG